Messenger RNA from Colletotrichum navitas, 330 nucleotides. RefSeq lists its product as uncharacterized. The transcript has 2 exons. NCBI's taxonomy places the organism in Eukaryota, Fungi, Ascomycota, Sordariomycetes, Glomerellales, Glomerellaceae. Bases 1 to 330 code for a protein of 109 amino acids. The record is from RefSeq and is a predicted model, not a curated record.
AUGAAGCACUCUGUGCUCGUUCUCGCUUUGCUCUUCGUUCUCGGCAUCACGGCCGCACAAGUCCCGCUCAAACCGCCAGCAUACUACGGCGCUCCGAGCACGCCCAAGAAGAAGAGGAUGGUGUCCAGACGCAGCGGCACUGGGCCUCACAUCGCGAGAGCCCACACCGUCAAAGCCGCCAGCAUCAAGAAACCAGAGAUCGCGGCCGCCAAGAAGUCAGACAAGCAAUCAGAGGGGACAAAACUGUGUCGAAGCAAACCACACUGGCAAUGGGAAUCAGCUCAGGUGGCGUGCUCGAGAAAGAAGGGUGUAGCAACAGGUCAUUUCUAA